Symbiodinium sp. CCMP2456 is the source of this 4848-nucleotide messenger RNA. The record is from the annotation of a GenBank genome assembly. NCBI's taxonomy places the organism in Eukaryota, Dinophyceae, Suessiales, Symbiodiniaceae.
AUGAUCUUGCCUUGGCCCUUGGCUUUUCUCAUUAACAAGCGGGCCUGGUCUUCUGUGUUGAUUCGGACCCAUUGGCAUUCAUCUUUUCAUCAACACCGUCACAGACGACCUGAGGGGCCACUUCCUGGUUGGCCUCCGGCAGAUGCAGAAGUUUGGAGGCCUCAACGUCCUGCUAGUGCCGAUGCAGAUGCGGACGCUCAAGCAAUUCCGCCGUUAACAGCGGAGUCCCUCGACAAGUUGGCGAGGAUAGUGCGCUCGUGGGGUCCCUCAUUGCUUGCGCAAGAGCCACCCCCAACAACGGUUGGUGCAGACAUCACUUUCGUGCUCACUACGCUGGACAGAUGGAGUUUUUCGUGGCGCCAAGCUAUGGGCAUGCUGAAUCUUCCUGGUGGCGUGUCACGGUUUCGUCACACAUCACACAAAGUUCUCGACUGCAUACGCUUGAGUUCUCAUCUAACUGGAGGGCCGAGUUCCUUGGUGGAUGUAGUGGCACAGUCGUUGGCCUCUGUCCUGCCAGAGUUUCUGCGUGAGGCCUUCAUAAAAAAUGUCACGAAGCCCAGCAGUAGCAGGAGACUGCUCCCCAGCGCCAGUCUCAUUCGACGUUACGAACUUGCGUUUGAUGUUGCACUCAUGCUGCUGAGUCGGAAGCGGGCCUCUUCUGUGUCGUCGUGCGUUCGCGUUGGUUGGAGCGAUUCUUCACCCCUGGCCGGGUAUGAUUGGAUCUGGUCACAGUAUCAUGAAGUGGAGAAGAGCCGUCUCCUCGCGACCUUCCAGGCUGUAAGCAGUCUCCAGCAGGGUGUUGCUUCUUUCGUUGAAGAGCACUUGCAACUGCAUCAAGACCAUCUUGACAGUGACGAGCCUGAAAAAAUACGGUGGCCAACGUCUCCUUUGCCUGAGUGGGUGCCAUGGCUGCAGAUUCUGAGAAGCAAUAUUCAUGAGCAUAUCAACCCCCCGGCAGCCAUGGGCAGUGGCCACCGCAGCCUGUCAGACAAGGCUGCGUGCGAAGUCUUUAAAUGGCAUCUGCAGCACCCAAUCACCUCGGAUUUGUCCCAACACGGGGCCUCUUACAUCGCACAUUGCAGUGACAUGGGAGUGGAGUUGAGUUUGCCAGAUUUUCGCUUGUCAGGAUCCGUAGAGGCCCUGUUGCCAGACUGGCUGCACCGCUUUGUUCCCCCUGACAUUGAUUUAGAUGACAGCGACCAAGCCGUUCCCUGCGCACCAAUGGAUGUUGAAGACAACAUAGAUGGAGAAUUUCUUGAGGACGACGACGUUGAACCUGCAGGCCCCGCUGAGGGUGCAGCUGCACCUGCUCCUCACGAGGCUGGACCAGGUGCCGCCGAGGGCUUUUUCAUGCCUUGUGCCUUCACAAUCGGGGGCCUGCAGCAUGUCGUCAACAAUCUCUGUGCAGAUGUUCAUCAGGGCAUGGGGCAUUGGGCGCAGUUUUACAGCGACUUGAAAGCUGUGGAAGCUCUGCUCCGUGUCGACGAGCGUCGGCAAAGGUUCACUUGGACAUGCCUCCAGGGCACUCCUUUGGAAGGGCAAUCUCAUCGGUUCCAAAGAUUCAAAGGCAGUCUCUACGAGAGUCGCUGGCACGAAGUCCUUGGAUUCUUGAAACAAUUGACGGGGCUACUCCCUACUUUGGCGAGGGCGUGGGACAUGCAGAAGUACAUCCGGGGUGUCAACUUGGAUGGCCAAGCUCGGCCAGCCCAAGCACAAGCUGAGAAUCUGCAAAAUCAACGUCAAGGUCUUUCUGUCUUUGACCCAGCGAAAGUGACAGCAGCUAUUCAAAGUCCGCUAUUCCACAGUUACGCAGCGAUGGCGUUGAAGCUCGAGGAGAUCCCUGAAGCUCUUGCUUCAGCUGCAGAGGCAUGUCCCUGCCAUCGGUCACUGUUUAAACAUCUCAGUGAACACCAUCGCCGCAAAACCCUGGAGAGCCAUCUUGGGCCUGGAUCAGCUGUGUGUCCGAUGGCAGGAAAACUGAUGCCCGAGCUGGUCGCAGGUGAACUUGAAUGUGUCUUCGAAGAUAUCUGUUCGCUGAGGGAGACUGGCCUGUCCUUGCUGCCGCUGCCUGGCCUGAGAUCUUUGACCGGCCAAGAAUGGAACACGUUGAUAUCAGACUUCCGGCAGGGCAAAACGCAAAUGCUUCUCUUGCUUCGAUUGAAGACGGCGUACUUGCAGAAAUUGCCUUGGCUUCUGGCUGGACUGGCGCACCCAAACGAGGCCACUGCGAAAGAAAUUGGUUCCAAAAUCAUUGAGCAAUGGCAGCAGGACCCCAGGCCUGAAGCGCAUCAUCGAAUCACUGUGGACUGCUUGACACGCCCGAUGUUUAUGAAUGCCUUGACCUCCUGGGUUGAGGGUGCAUGCUUCAGCGAUCUUCCAAGCGCUUUUCAGGAACAGGUGGCAGGGUGGAGAUUCGUUCCUGUGGUAGAGACAACCAUAGAAGAGAAGCAUGCACGGGUUUCUUUGGCGAAGAAGCGUCACCAUCUUGGCCCUGUGAGGGUGUCCUUAGCUAACAGGCUCCCGCUUUUCGAGCGGUGGCUGCAGCGAGGUCAUGUUUUGGCGGCUGACUUCUUGAGGUUUUUUACGCAGGCCCGCAGAUUGAGGGCCAUUCCUUCCCUCUUGAGCAUCGAGGUGCUGUACCGAUGCUCUUUGAAAGACAUGUACCAGUCGUUUGCAAGUGUUAGCAAAGAGCACGAGCGUGCCAAGCGUGGAGCUGCGAAGAUGCAAGCGCAGUUGGUGGACAGCGGAGCCAGGCAAGCACUGAGUCUGGAGCGUGUGCUGCGUGUCUCCAUGAUGCAGCACCUCGUCAAGCUGCACAACGACGACGAGCGGACAGUGUUUUACUCCUGCUCACAAAGCUGCCUGGCUUUGCAAUCGGUUGAGUCCGCCUUGAACGAACCGCUUACCAAGAGACAGCGGACGGAUCCUGACGCAGCCGCAGAAGCGGAGUACGACGUGCCCAUGGAUCUGGACAUUGAUGCUCUUGAUGCCGCCCCGGAGCAGCAGGAGCAGCAGACAGUGACGUUUCAGAUCGUUCUGAAAAACCCUUCUGAUAAGAAAACCAUUCGACCGGCAGUGGGAGCUGGCGGAAGAUUGAGCAAGGGCGUCGUUUUGUGUCUGCACAAAGAGCUGAGCCAGGGUGCUCUGCUUGAAGACUCGGCCGUUGUCAGUGGCAAUCCGACCGCAACAGAGGACAUCAGUGGCCAAUUUCUCUUGAGCAGCUUUGUAGGCAAUGUGGAGGAGUUGCAAACGAGUGUGCGAAAAUGGCAGUCGGCAAGUCUUUUGUGGAGCUUCCAAGCCACAGCCUUGCAGCAAGGCGACCACGCGCAAUACCAUGAGCUCUUGGAUGGUAUCAUAGCGGCUGGUGCCUUUGAGAACAAUGAACACAGCUUGGGCUUCACCGCCAGGCAACAGCAACUGCCUUUGCUUCAAGAACUCCAACGGCUGGGCCUGGCUUCGAGCGCUGGGCGUGAAGACAUCCGCUGGCGUUUGACAGAGAGCGGCGUCAGAAAUCUGACUACGUUCGCAAGACUGCAGGAUCCUGUGAGGCUCUUUCAGCCUCGGGAGCUCCCGAAGCUAGAAGAUUGCACGCAGUAUGAGCUUAUACUGGCCAUGCAAGAACAGGGGUGGGAGUGGCAGCUGUGGGUGCCGCCUUCACGCAGGACUCGCAGAAUGGCUGUUGCUGGUCGUACUUUCGAGGAGUACAAGCCUGGAAACCCGAAGGUGUGGUAUUCGAAUGAAAGCCCAUCGCAGUCCUAUCUUCUUGUUCUCUUGCAAGCAGAGCGACUUGUGGCAGCUGGGCUCCCUGCCGUUGCUCACGACCGUGACGACAAAGCUUACAAGGCGAUCCUUCGAGGACGCCUGUUGCGUUUGCUGGUCAUUGCAGGAGAUUUCACCGAGGAGCUUGCGAGACGAGCAGAUAUACCAGCGGAGGUUGAUGCACUCGAAGACUUGGGGGAUGAUGGUUAUGGUGUGGGCGCAGUGCCACGCUUGGAUGAUGAUCCAUCUGAGCCAGUGGCAUUGCGGGCUGAGAAUGAGCCCCCUGAUGAAGCGGCAAUUUCAGAUGACGAGCUUAUUGCUGAGCUGGAGAAGCUCUUGGAAGAUCAAGACCAAGAGAAUUUUCAAGACGUAGAUGCCGAGGUCAAUGGAGACGAAGCUGAACACGUGGUGGUGAGAAAUCCGGAGGAGGGUGGGCUGCCUCGUGACGGCCCUGCAGCCCCUGCGUUUCCAGAGGCAGCUCCAGCAGCGGCUCGCGCUGCGCCGGCCAGAGGACCUCGAGCAGCAGUCCCGCCAGUGGAGGGGCCGGAACUUGAACGUGGUUUUUUUGGGGUAUUCAAGAUCACGAGAAAGAGUCAAGGCUUCGGAGGCUACCAAGCAAAUUGCCCUUUCCACAGAAAGAAUGAUAAAACGGGAUGCAAGCGGUUUUUGUCUGUGCCAGAGAAUACGGAGGAGUCUCGACACUUGACACUUCGCAGGCUCAUGCACUGGUGCACUCUCUGCGCAGAACAUGAUCGACAGCGCUCUCACAUGGCAGUCCCGCUUCCACCGGAAACGUGUCCGUCAUGGGAAGUUCUCAGAGCAAAGCGAGAUCUGAUCCAGAGACCUGACCCUGACACUGUCAGGACCGACGAGCAACUGGAUGCCGAUGCACGAAGGGCUGCUGCUGCGCCGAAAGCAAGGUCCAACCGUGGAGCUGCAAAGGCCAAACCGACACCAAAAGCCAAAGGGAUAGCGAAGACGAAGGCGAAGGCAAAGCCAAAGGCUGCAGCUGCUGCAGUUGUUGCCAAUAGUGACGAUGAAGGCGACGAUGUUGCGGCCAGUGAUCCACCGUCCUCAGCAGACGNNUAG